Messenger RNA from Strongylocentrotus purpuratus (purple sea urchin), 483 nucleotides. RefSeq lists its product as uncharacterized. The record is from RefSeq and is a predicted model, not a curated record. NCBI's taxonomy places the organism in Eukaryota, Metazoa, Echinodermata, Echinoidea, Camarodonta, Strongylocentrotidae. Bases 37 to 483 code for a protein of 148 amino acids. The transcript has 5 exons.
GCGAAAACCAAGUCCGCGACGAGCCCAACGGUCACAAUGCCGGAACGAUCAGACGCAACGUCAUCGCAAGAAACCACAACUUCCAAGUCAGUGGAAUCAUCGACUACGGACGUGGCGACUAAGACAUCUACGAGGCCUAUGACCACGGUGUCAGACACAACGACAUCUCAAGAAACCACCGCCUCCAAUUCGGUGAAAACGGAAGCCAAAACCAAGUCCGAGCCGAGCCCUACGAUCACGAUGCCGGAACGAUCAGAGGCAACGACAUCGCAAGUAACCACAACAUCCAUCAGCAGAAUUAUCGACUACGGACGCGACGACCAAGUCUACGACGAGUUCUACGACCACGAUAUCAGACACAACAACAUCGCAAGACACCAUUACCUCCAAGUCAGCUACGGACGUGGCGACCAAGACGGCUACGAGGCCUAUGACCACGGUGUCAGCCACAACGACAUCGCAAGACACCACCACCUCCAGUAA